GAUUGGCUUACCGGGGACAUCCUUGGUUUUCCAGUCUAUCUUCAUGAACUACUGGAAGGCAGCGAGAUCUAUCUCCCUGAAGUGGAGAAACCUCCAAGGAAUCCAGAGUUGGUGGCCCGUCUGGAGAAGAUAAAGGCUAAGCUAGCCAAUGAGGAAUACAAGCGGAUAACAAGAAACAUCAACUGCCAGGAAUUGAACCAGUAUGGGACUCUAGCUGAUUUGGGAAGGCAAGUUAGGUCCAUGAAAGCUGUGGUCAUCACCAUAUUCAACUUCAUUGUCACGGUGGUGGCUGCAUUUGCCUGCACAUACCUCGGCAGUCAAUACGUCUUCACAGAAACAGCAGCACGUGUGCUGUCGGCUGUGAUCGUGGCUUCAGUGGUGGGUUUGGCUGAACUGUACGUCAUGGUGCGGACCGUGGAAGGGGAGCUUGGAGGACUGUAGUCAGGAGACUAUCAUUUAGACUGUGAUCCUUACACUAGGAGGUCUUUUACACCUCUGUGGGUUAAUUAUUUGUCCACAGGUAUGUUUGGUUCUGGUCUAGUGGAUCCCGGUGCUUCCUACAGUUUCCUCGCACCAUGUCCCUUGCCUGUCUGCCGCAGUUGAAAUGGAUUCCCAGAUGCACUGGCUGGGGAUUCUGGCAUGGAACAGAAGAGUCAGCAGCAGUGGGAGGAUUCCAGUCCAUGAAUGGGACAGGGAGAGGUGGGGGGUUUGUUGCUGCCUCUCAUCUUCUAGCUCUGUCCCUUGUUAGAAACAAAUGAAUUCUGUGUGCACAAGAAUGACUUUCUCCUGCCCCAAGGCAGAUUCCUAGGGUGGAGAUGCUGCACAUGAAAUGCCUGCACUGAGUAUCUGGGCUUCUCUCUGUCCUCUUUAGCUUCUGCUCUAUCACUUCUAGCAAAGCCACUUCUUUAAUGCUCUUCACUGUCCUGCAUGAUGCUCUAGGUAGACAGUGUUAGGGGAGAGCAGAGUUUGUACAGAGCAUGAGCAUUGCCAGCUCUUGACUGAAGCAGGGAUGCCUGGCCCAGGCCUGCACUCAUGGCAGUGUAUUUUCUCCCCCAUGCAGCCAGCUGCUCUCCUGGAGAAUGAGGGCUCCUUCUCCCAUGCUGGUCUUCCCAUACUGGAAAAUUGCCUAACUCAAAAGGUGUUGCUGCCAAUACAGGAAAUUCUUUAUCUGUUAAGAAAGGUCUUCUAGAGAAACUGAUCGCAGAAGUAUAUAUUAAAGAUGGCUUAGGUAUAGGUAAUCAUAUCUUACAAACAGUCUGAAUAUAGAUACAUGUGCUACUUUAAUAAGGCCAAUUUUUCAAAGCUCAAAACAGUUGACCCAAAUGAGCUGGGAGGGGAGAUUUAAGCACAAAAAUGUAAAUUAUAAUUGGAAUAAUUUAAGAAUUCCUUACUAGAUGUCCAAAAUUAUAUAAACAAGGAAGAAGGAGAUACUGGUUAAAAACUGACUUUGUUUGGAGGGGAAAGGAAGGCAGAUAUUAAAAAAUACGAAUGAAAGAAAGAUGCAGUGGAGAAGGAUGUCAGAAGUUAGAAACUAGAAAAUGAUUAAGGGAAGCAAACGGACACAAGGACAAAUAACAGGUGGGGUUCCACAGGUGUCUGUUUUGGGAUUGGUUCUGUUUAAUAGCUUCAUCAAUGAUUGAGAUAAUGGUGUAGAGAGGACACUUACUAAAUUUGCAGAUGAUACCAAGCUGGGAGGGGUUGCAACUGUUUUGGAGGAUAGGGUCAUAAUUCAAAAUGAUCUGGACAAACUGGAGAUAU
This is a messenger RNA of Pelodiscus sinensis (Chinese soft-shelled turtle), 1758 nucleotides long. The record is from RefSeq and is a predicted model, not a curated record. NCBI's taxonomy places the organism in Eukaryota, Metazoa, Chordata, Testudines, Trionychidae.